Messenger RNA from Momordica charantia (bitter melon), 1616 nucleotides. RefSeq names its product BSD domain-containing protein. The record is from RefSeq and is a predicted model, not a curated record. Lineage: Eukaryota; Viridiplantae; Streptophyta; Magnoliopsida; Cucurbitales; Cucurbitaceae.
AUCUCCAAUGGACAAAAAUCAGAUUCGCUAAUUAAGCUCCGUAUCUUGAAGGGGACGUGGUAAAAUGCCAGUGGACCCAACGGUGGAGAUUUGGUGUGAUAGAGGUGGUUAUUCUGGAACGUUUCGCAGAGGAUAAUAAGAUUUGGAAAUAAGCAUUUUUGGGGUUAGAGAUGAAACUGAAGCAGAAGUAGAACUUUGAAAGUGACUUUUGGCAGAGCGCGAGAGUUGAGAGAUACGAGAUACGGUGAAUAAGGAACGAACGAGAUUCUUCACCACUUCCAAAGCUCUGCGAUAUGCUCUCUCUCUGUUUCUCUUUCAAUUUCGUUUUCGUUUUCGAAUUCUAAUUCUGUCGUAGGAGGGAAUCAUGUCUUGGUUUUUCAAGGCUCUUCAAGCCAGCGAUGAUGAUGAUGAUAGCGCAGCCGAAUUGCAAUCGAACAGUUCGUCGUCGUCGUCGGAAUGCCUCCGUUUCACCGCCGCCAAUCCUUCUGUUAAAGACGACUUCUCCGCGCUGGGUGAAUCGCUGAGCCGCCAGCUGCGUGGUGUCGCCAACUUUCUCGCUCCACAGUCACCGCCGGCGGUGGCGGUCGUUGCUGCCGUCGAUUCUUCCGAUUCGAGUUCGUAUUCUCCGUUGGCGUCGCAAGCGCUUCAAGGAAUUCGGAAUGAUCUGGCGGAGAUUGGCGGCAGCUUGAGAGCCGGCUUCUUGAUGCUCUCUGUUGGAGAGAUAUCCAGGUUUGCUUCUAACUUGCUUCCGUUUCAGAGUCAUUCUGCCAAUGAUGAGGAGGAUGAGGAAUUUGAAGACGAAUCUGUUGGCGGUACGCCGGGAAUUACGGAUGAGGUUCUAAAUUUUGUGACCGAUAUUUCUUCGCGGCCAGAGUACUGGACGGAUUUUCCCCUGGAACUCGAUGAUACAGAUUUUGAAAUGUCUGACGUUCAGAGAAUACACAUUUCAACUGUGGAACAAUUGAUUCCAAAUAUAUCAGCUCUUAGAAUAAAGCUUCAGAGUUUGAUGAGCAAUGAACUAUUCUGGAUUAUUUAUUUUUCAAUGCUGCUUCCAAGAUUCAAUGAACAUGAUUUUGAGCUUCUAUCAAGCCCUCAAAUUAUCGAAGCAAGAAACAUACUUCUGGAGAUGCAUCAAAGAAAAAAGAGAGCACAAGUGAACUCUGACCAUAUUUCUACUAAUAAUUCGGUUUGUGGCACGAAAGAAGGAAAUAUGCCACCUGGGGAAAAAGCAAUCUCGACUCAGAUCAUCAAGGGGAGUGAGGGAUUGGAAAAGGCAGAUUCAGAAUCUUCUAGAGAUGCCAAAGAAAGGUUUGGGCUCGAAGAUAUCUCAUUCAGUGAUAUGGAGAACGACGGUUCGGAUUUUUCUGGAAGAUUUUCUGUAACAAAAUCCCCAGCCGAGUCUGGUGGUUGGGUUAAGCUGCAUGGAAAUUUGGACUCGAAGCUGGUUCAGCAUACGACGUCGAAGCAGGACAGAGAUUCAGAAGGAGAAUCAAGUGAUUGGUUUAAUGUGGAUGAGUUUGAUUAGACAGGUGGGACCAUAACCACUAGAACACCUCGUAUUUCCCCAACUCCCACCCCAAUAUUUAUUUUUUCAAAAAUUAAAGUUAAAAAAAAAA